GAAAUAAGAGAGGGUCCGAUAAUGAUGGAAAAGUGCUGAAAUCUUGUCUUUCAUUAUUCGACCGAGAAUCAUCAAUCAGCUCCGUUUUGCUCCCGCUGCCGGUUACAUUCGCGUGUGAGCAUCUCCAGAAAGUGAAAAGAAGAGGUUAGAACGGCUCGUGCACGGUUCCGCACGGCGAUCGCGACGACAAAGGAAAAAUGGCAAGAUUGAUCGUCCAGAUUAGUAGACGUGCGGUAAAAACCGUCUCGCACAAUUUGUUCAAUACAUCUGCGAAGUCGAGGAUACCCUUUGCCAUAAUGCGGUCCAUAACCACGACUCAGUACUUGAGAGAUGAACGAUGGUACACCGAUAAGCACGAAUGGAUAACAGUAGAUGGCAAAAUCGGCACAGUCGGUAUAUCGGAUUACGCGCAGGAUGCUCUCGGAGAUGUGGUGUAUGCCCAGCUCCCCGAUGUAGGAUCGACAAUCAAGAAACAUGAGGAAUGUGGAGCCCUAGAAUCAGUGAAGGCAGCUUCAGAAUUGACAAGUCCUGUCAGUGGGAGAGUUACAUCAAAAAAUGAAGCAGUUGAAAGUAAACCCGGAUUAAUUAAUAAAUCUUGUUACAAAGACGGUUGGUUAUUCCAAGUAGAGUUAAGCGAUUUAGAUGAGCUCAAGAGUUUAAUGAAUGAAGAGGCUUAUAAUGUGUUUUUGAAAUCCGACGCGCAUUAAAUCUGUA
This is a messenger RNA of Cyphomyrmex costatus, 714 nucleotides long. It is a transcript of the gene ppl, whose product is annotated as glycine cleavage system H protein, mitochondrial. Gene Ontology annotation, biological process: protein lipoylation; glycine decarboxylation via glycine cleavage system. Lineage: Eukaryota; Metazoa; Arthropoda; Insecta; Hymenoptera; Formicidae. The transcript is spliced from 3 exons. Bases 198 to 707 code for a protein of 169 amino acids. The record is from RefSeq and is a predicted model, not a curated record. Gene Ontology annotation, cellular component: glycine cleavage complex; mitochondrion; cytoplasm.